This is a messenger RNA of Linum tenue, 258 nucleotides long. NCBI's taxonomy places the organism in Eukaryota, Viridiplantae, Streptophyta, Magnoliopsida, Malpighiales, Linaceae. The record is from the annotation of a GenBank genome assembly.
AUGAAGGGCGACGACGAGAGGCCCUUUUCCCGCCUCCCGAAGAUCCCGGCCAAUCCGGCGGCGGCGGUCGCGGCGCGGGCCGCCGUUGCGGUGUUCGCGCUGGGAUUCGUCGACGCCGGGUACAGCGGGGACUGGUCCAGGAUCGGCGCGGUCUCGAAGGAGGUCGAGGAUUGGCUCAAGGUCGCCGCGUUUCUCGUUGUCCCUCUCUGCGUUUUGCUCGCAGUUUCGAUCUCUGGUAGUACGGAGGAGGAGCCUUGA